Dujonia railenensis is the source of this 1125-nucleotide messenger RNA. The record is from the annotation of a GenBank genome assembly. NCBI's taxonomy places the organism in Eukaryota, Fungi, Ascomycota, Pichiomycetes, Serinales, Debaryomycetaceae.
AUGACUGGCAACAACAGAGCUGCUGUAAGCAACGGUAACAAAAGUGUUCCCUUUUAUGAAAUCAAGAACCUUUCGAUUCCAUCAGUUCCAAAGGGUAAGGUUCUUGUCAAGGCAAUCGCAUAUGCCUUUAACCCAACCGACUGGAAGCAUCCAGUAUACGGAAUGACACCAGAAGGAGCAGUUUUAGGCUCUGAUUUCAGUGGUAUUGUGGAAGCUGUCGGUUCUGAAGUAGAAGGUUUAGCUAAGGGUGACUAUGUGAGUGGUUGGGCUCAUGGUGGAUAUGAGAAAGAUAUUGGUGGGUUCCAAGAUUGGGUGCUUGCAGAUCCACCUCUUGUAAUCAAGUUCGACAAGCUGCAGCUUGAUCAAAGUAAAGUUGAACCGGUCGGAGACUCGGAGCUGAGAGUAAUCGACAACUUUGAAGGUGCUGCAUCUGUUACUCUUGGAUUAUCUACAAUUGCUAUGUCUUUCACUAAUCAAUUAAAGUUGAAAGUAAAUGAGCCAUCAUACAGAGAUCAGUACAUUUUAAUUUGGGGUGGUGCUACUGCCAGUGGUGUCCUUGCUAUUCAAGUUGCUAAGGACAUUUACGGUUUAAAAGUCAUCACUACUGCUUCCCCAAGAAACAACGCAUUCUUAAAGUCACUUGGUGCUGACCAUAUAGUCAACUACAAUGAUAAGGACGUGAUUGAGAAGAUUAGGAAAAUUGGAGGUGGAAAGAUACAUUUUGCAUUAGAUACAAUUUCCUCCUUAGAAACUUUCCAGUUAGUUUACGAUGCAACAGCAGGUACCAAUGAGGGAACUGUCGCCAUUGAUAAUCUUUUACUUUUGAAUCCUGAGGAAAUUAAGACUGACAAAUCUAGAACAAAUCUUAAGUUCGGUAAGACUUUAGCUUAUGUUGCUAACGGUGAACCUACCGUUUUUGCUGGCAUUCCUGUAGCACCAGAUGCUGAUUUAGCAGCUGAUUAUGGUAACUUCUGGUAUAACAUCUUACCAGGUUACCUCCCUAAAUUGAGACAUUCCAACUUGAAGGUGUUGAAUCCAGGUUUGGAAAGCGUCCAUGAAGGUCUCUCGUUAUUAAUGGAUAACAAGGUAAGUGGAGAAAAGGUUGUUUUCAGGGCUGAUAAUUAG